GUCGAAGGCAAGGUGACCUGCGGACAUGUCUAACAGGGCAGAAGACGAAUGUGGAGGUGUCAGGUUCUCUAUGACCUUCCCAGGAAGUGUUGCUACAGACAGCAGGCUAGAGACAGUAGAAACUGAGAAUAAGGCAGUAUGCAAAGAGAAACAAACAGAGAACACCUCCUUCAUCAGAAGCUCCUUGGAUCCUGCAGAGGAGUACAAGAUGUGCAACAAACGACGAGGUCUUGCUCUCAUUUUUAAUCAGGAGAGGUUUUUCUGGCGCCUGGGCUUGAAUGACAGAGUUGGAACCAGUGUUGAUCGUUACAACUUGAAGAAAAGCCUGAAGGAUCUAAACUUUGAAGUGAGGUGUUAUGAUAACUACAAGCAGGAGGAUGUCCUAGAUGAAAUCGCCAAAGCUGCAGAGGAAGAUCACUCAGAUGCUGAUUGCUUUUUGCUCGCCUUCCUGAGCCACGGAGAAGAUAACCACGUUUAUUGCUACGAUGGAAAAAUCAGUAUCCAGGACAUGAUGUCCAUGUUCAAAGGAGACAAGUGCCAGGGCCUUGUCGGAAAGCCAAAGAUCUUUAUUAUACAGGCAUGUCGUGGAAAACUGUUUGAUGAAGGAGUUACAGUGACACCUGCUGAUGCGGUGGAUGGCAAAGUGGAGGUGUUUGCAGAUGCCAGUGCCAUACGCACCCUCCCCGCCGGGGCUGAUUUUAUAAUAUGCUCUGCCGUGGCUGAAGGUUACUACUCCUUCCGGGAGACUAAGAAAGGCUCCUGGUACAUCCAGGCUCUGUGUCAGAUGCUCCGAAAAUAUGGCAACUCCCUUGAAUUCACGGAGUUACUCACGCUAGUCAACAGAAAAGUGUCGAUGAAGAACGUUCCAAAAUCCUGUGACCCACAGCUUGUUGGGAAAAAGCAAAUGCCUUGUUUUGCUUCAAUGCUCACUAAGAAACUUUACUUCCGACCAAAACAAUAACAAUGUCUCACCUCAGUCUUUAAAUGAGCUGAUUUAUAUUUUUUAAGUAAAACAGACUUCUGACUACAGAAAACAAAUGAUCUUUUAUAACACUAAUUAGGAGCCUCGAUAUUUCUAGUGACACACAUCUGAUAAAAUCACAGGAACAACCUCUAGACAUAUGUAUUAUAGAGGUACAUCUAUGCUAUUUUACUUAAUGGUUACAACUAUAACUGUCUCCUGAGUAACUAAACUGCCACUUAAAGUACUGAUUUUAAAGGGAAAGUUCACCUCAUAUACAGUUGUAUGUAAUUCAGGCCUGGGGUGCUUUUACCCCACUUGAUUGCUUUAGUUAGUUACACAGUUUGGUGAUAUCAGCUGUUGAAAUGUUUCUCUACUUGAAUUUAACAGAACUAAAUGAAAUGUAAAACCCAGAAGCAAUGUCUUUUUCCAGAAAUUCAUAUAAGAACUGUUUUCUCUUUAACUGUUUGUAGAAGCAAGAAUGUAUCAACCUGUGGCAGCAUGAUGGGAUGUUCAAGUUAAAGGUGUCCCAGCCAGCUGAGAUGUAGUGAAACUAACCGCAUGUUUCUCUUGGUUGUUUGAGUUAAUUCCAUAGAAAUAAAAUAGUUUCUAAAUGUAAUUCUUCAUUUUAAUCCUUUAGGCAUCACAGGACAAACUGGCAUUUAGUUCCAUUAUAUCAAAGAGGAGGCACACAUUUCUACAAAUGGUGUCUCAGAAACUGAUCAACUAGCACCAAAACAAUGGAGAUAAAUGCCACUAGAGGAAUAUGACAUACAUUUGAUUUUGGGGUGAACUGUUCCUUUAACUUUCUUAAUGAAGCUGUUUGUUUUGUAAGAAGGAAACAAGUUUGUCAAAAUAAGCAAAAUUAAAACUUCUGUCAUUUUUUUUAAAUACUGUAAAGCCAUUGUGUUGAAUUACAUUAAAACUACAGAAUCAUUAUGGACCACAGUCUUCGCUGGCUACUUUGUAAAAUUACUGAAAUUACUCUAGCAGCACAGAAUGAUGCCUUACUGCACAGAAAUGCAUUCACGUGGCCUUAUUUGAUAUCAGGUUCAAAACACAUACUCAGCUGCCUUGCACGGACAAGUUUUCACUGGAAAGUCAGGGAGUCUGGUUUGCUUGAUCUCACCAGCCAGUUGUUUUCCAACUUAUCAUGAGAGGCAGAUGACGUGAUAGCUUAGCAAUCAGGAAGGAAGGGAAAAAAAUGACAAAAUCUGGAUUUUUAUACUCAGCAGUUUCAUUCUUACUUAUCUCACUCUAAGCCUCAGGGUGCCAGUAACACUAACAAGCUAUCCAGGCACUACAUAAUCGGAGAGUUUCCUCAAGCUUACUACUUGAGGAUUUGAAUUCAUGUUCUGUCAGUAAUUUAUGGUACAUGUACUAAUGUGCAUUUGCACCUCAGUGAUCACACUAGCAUGAAAAGUAAGAGGCUGUGUUUUUUUUAAAAGUUGUACUCUUGUCAAAAACACUUGUGGUCAUACUUUUGUGAACCAAUGAGAUUUUAGUUAUGGCUUUGCCAUCGUUAAUUUUGUUUUAAAUAAAAAUCUCCAUUGUUUUUGUGA
Messenger RNA from Oreochromis aureus, 2523 nucleotides. RefSeq names its product caspase-6-like. Gene Ontology annotation, biological process: proteolysis; apoptotic process. Gene Ontology annotation, cellular component: cytoplasm. Lineage: Eukaryota; Metazoa; Chordata; Actinopteri; Cichliformes; Cichlidae. The record is from RefSeq and is a predicted model, not a curated record. The transcript has 8 exons. The coding region runs from base 26 to 961 and encodes 311 amino acids.